AUGCAGACCGCAGAGCUUCUACAUCAACGCAAACUAGAAGCGCAGCAGACUGCCGUGGAUACGGCUGCCACUGGCGAAUCGACUCAGGCGAACGCAGAUUUAACGAACGCGGCGAGUGUUGUCAAGUUCUAUGAUUCCAAUGCCCGAUCCGCUUCUGCGAAUUCGUUGGCGCAUCGACAACAGACUCGGAUUUAUCACUUGAGAAAUUUUAAUAACUGGAUCAAAAGCGUAUUUAUCAACCAGUAUUUGGAGAAACUUGGACGCAAUCGGGGUGCGUAUGUGUUGGACUUAUGUUGUGGCAAAGGUGGGGAUCAACUGAAAUGGGCUCAAACCGAUACCAGACAUGUAACGUUUAUUGAUAUAUCCAGUGCCUCAAUCGAUGUGUGCCGCCAACGUUAUGAACAACUAUAUCGAAAACGUCGUUCAUUGUACACAGCCGAUUUCCACGUUGCCGAUUGUACUGCGGAUUUGAGAGAAAAAAUGCGGAAUCAACAGGGUCGAUUUGAUCUGGUCAGCUGCCAGUUUUCAUUUCACUAUGCCUUUGAGAGUAUGAAACAGGCGCGAACAUUUUUGGCUAAUGUGAGCCACUCUCUACAUCCCGGGGGAUAUUUUAUUGCGACCAUCCCAAACGCAUACGAACUGGUUCGCAGAGCAACCAAAGCUUACGAAUCUUCUGGUCAGUCUCCAGGAAUUGAUGGAGGUUCACUCGACAAAAUUGAAUUUGGAAAUUCUAUACACACUAUCAGGUUCCCCUCCAGCUCCUACUCCGUCAUAAAAGGAGAUAAACAGAAGGGGAAAACGGAUUCGCUCCAGUUCCCGCUGUUCGGCUCAAGUUAUGAUUUCCAUCUAGAAGGUGUGGUUGAUUGUCCCGAAUUCCUUGUUUAUCCACCUCUGUUGAAUCACUUGGCAAUGGAACAGAAUUUGAUUCCUGUCAUGGCACCAAUGGGGUUCGCCGACUUUUUCGCUCAACAUCAUUCGGGGUAUGUUGGACGAGAAUCGUCUCGAGAUCUAUUGGUGCGAAUGAAGGCGUUAGAGUGCUAUCCGAAUCAAGUGGAUAACGAUGGUCGCCAUUCUAACCUUGUCGCAGAUGGUGAACCUGGUGCAUAUGAUCACGUAAGUAAGCGGAUCGAACAGGACGAAGCGUGCAGACAUUCACGUUAUUUGGGAACAUUGUCCUUGGCUGAGUGGGAAGUUAUUACUCUGUACAGUUUGGUUGCAUUCCAAAGAAAAUGA
Echinostoma caproni is the source of this 1233-nucleotide messenger RNA. The record is from the annotation of a GenBank genome assembly. Lineage: Eukaryota; Metazoa; Platyhelminthes; Trematoda; Plagiorchiida; Echinostomatidae.